Messenger RNA from Rotaria sordida, 345 nucleotides. The record is from the annotation of a GenBank genome assembly. NCBI's taxonomy places the organism in Eukaryota, Metazoa, Rotifera, Eurotatoria, Philodinida, Philodinidae.
AUGGAUAGUGUUGAUCUAUCGUCUUUUCGUGAACCAGGAGAUAAUCAAACAAACAAUGAGAUCUAUAAUAAUACUAAUUUACUUAGUAUUCGAGGAAAAAAUAUUGGUGAUUAUGCACGGAAAGCACUUCGUAUUAUUUAUUCACAUGAAGAACUAUUGUCUUCAGUUUUACCUUCUGAAGCUAUGGGUGCUAAAUAUCACAUAUGUGAACAUCGAUACGACGAAUUUUUUACCAAAUUAGUUCGACCGAAAUUAGUUAACUUUUUGUCCGAUGAACGUAAACGAGAACGUAAAAGACAAUCAACUAAAUCUCUCUUGCCAUCAUCACGUGAUCAUAGUUUAUAA